AUGAAAAAGAAGAAGAGUACAUCUUCUGUUGUGUCUAAACAACAGCAAGGAGAAGAAGUAAGGAGGCUUAAACAAAAGAUAAGAGAAAAGGGUGAGGAUGCAACUAUGUCUGAGACUACCGUAUGUGUUCUCAUGGACCGUUUUGUUCCAAGGUAA
Messenger RNA from Eruca vesicaria subsp. sativa (arugula), 156 nucleotides. Lineage: Eukaryota; Viridiplantae; Streptophyta; Magnoliopsida; Brassicales; Brassicaceae. The record is from the annotation of a GenBank genome assembly.